ACAUUAGAAAAUUUGUAAUAGAAAGGAAGAAACGCACAGAAGAUGUCGUCGGAUCAAGAACUGGAUGCCAUUAUCAAGGCCACCCAAACGGCCUUGGGUAAGUAUAUUAAGAAGCCCCCACUCACGGAGAAGCUGCUGAAGAAGCCACCCUUUCGCUUUCUAAUGGACGUGUUCAAUUCGUUCAUCAAGCAGACGGGCAACUUUGAGGGCUUGUACACGACUGAGGAGCAACAGUUCGAAAACAUAGGAGACCGCGAGGCCAAGACACGAUUCCUGCAAAAGAUGAUCGAUGCGAUCAAACUAACAACGAAAAAGGACCUCAAGGUGCGCACCUCCAAGAUAGUGGCUGGGCAAGAGCCCGAGCUAACCAACGAGCUGCUCCAGGCUAUGGCCAGUGUGGCUGAGCAGAGCUUGGACUGGCAGAAGGCUGUCGAGCAGGUGUUGGUGGCUGCCACUGCCGCUGCCACCAGCAAACCGGCCAAGGAAAAGCCCAAAAAGGAGCCCAAACCCUCCAGCAAGCAAACCUCACCUGCUGGCAAGGAAGAGGAGCCAAAGCGAGUCAAGGAAAAGCGCGUCUCGCCCCAAGAACAGAAGCUGCGCAAGGCCACCCAGGCCCUGGCAUCCGGCGUUACGCCAACGGAAAAGGAAAAAGCAACUCAGAAAAGGACCAAAGCGACUGUUGGUGACGCCAAGCCCAGUCGGCAGGGUACCAAGCAGAAGAGCCCAUCGCCAGUGAAGCAAAAGGCGAAGGCCAAGGGGCAGGGUUCAACUGAGAGCGAUACGAUGUCCCCCGUGCCCGUGGCGGUCGCCAAGAAGCCAUCCCCCGAAGCUGUACCCAAAAAAGCAUCUCCAGAGGCUGUACCCAUGAAAGCAUCACCUGAUGUUGUACCCAAGAAAUCGUCACCUGAAUCUGUACCCAAAAAAGGAUCCCCUGAAGUUGCACCCAAAAAGGCAUCACCUGAAGUUGCACCCAAAAAGGCAUCCCCUGAAGUUGCACCCAAAAAGGCAUCGCCCGAAGUUGCACCCAAGAAAUCAUCGCCAUCCUCAUCUCCAAAAGUAUCCAAGGAAGCGGUAGCUGAGCCUGCUGCGGAAACCAAUCUGACAGCGCCCCCAACUGAAUCAGAGAGUCGCAAAUCAUCCAGCAAAAGCCGACGCUCGAGUGCCAGUCAGAGGCAGGUCCAAGCAGAACCAGAACAGCCGGCCUCGAAUGAGGUCAAGACGCAGCAGCAGCAGCAGCCAGAACCGAGCCAACAGGCAGACUCCAACAACAACCAGGAUGGCAGGCCAGUGGCGGCUCCCCUGACACGGGAGAACUCCAAGGAGACCAAUCAGCGGCCACGCACUUCGUUGCGGCCGCCAAGUGCUCGGCCAGCCUCCGCUCGUCCCGGCGCCCCGCGGCGUCGCAAUGUGGAGAUUGUGCUGCAGCCCAACGAUCAGCUUAAGAUGUCCGGCAUCAAUGUGAAGCUGGAGACUUUCGGGGACCUGGACGAUGACGGGGAGAAUCUGGUGAUCAUCGAAGACGCCAACGCCCACGACAUUGAGAAGGGCGCUGCAGAGGAGCCGCUGCUGGAGGGUCAGCUCGAUGCACAGGGUCGGUUGGUGCAGCAGAUCCUGGAAACCCAAAAGGAGCUCGUGCAACAGACUGCCGAGGCGGAGCAGCCAGCCACUCAGCCCAAUCAGGGCACCCGUCAGAGUUCAGCACGGCAGGUGAACGAUCUGCGCGAUCUCAUACAGAGCCUAACCAAGGCGGUGAAUCCUCUCGGUAAGCUGAUGGACUUCAUACCCGAGGACAUUGAUGCCAUGCAGCUAGAGCUGACGAUGUGGCGCGACACCUACACACAGGCAGCCACAGAACUGAAGCGCGAGAGGAGCCACACUGCCUCCGCCACAGAGCCCAUGAAGGAUCAACUGAUGCAGAUCGAUGCCAGUAUUGUGGAGUACGAGGAGCUCAUCGACGAGAGUCGCCAGAAGAUUCUCCAAAACAAUGCGCGCAUCCUCAAGAUGCUGAUGGAACAAUGAAGAAGAAGCAAGAAA
Molecule: messenger RNA, 2034 nt
Organism: Drosophila persimilis
Lineage: Eukaryota; Metazoa; Arthropoda; Insecta; Diptera; Drosophilidae
Gene: IFT54
Product: TRAF3-interacting protein 1
Exons: 3
Coding region: 43-2019 (658 amino acids)
Biological process (GO): regulation of microtubule cytoskeleton organization; intraciliary transport; cilium assembly
Cellular component (GO): ciliary basal body; centrosome; axoneme
Molecular function (GO): microtubule binding
Source: RefSeq, a predicted model, not a curated record